Gavia stellata (red-throated loon) is the source of this 684-nucleotide messenger RNA. RefSeq names its product late histone H2A.2.2. Gene Ontology annotation, cellular component: nucleosome. Bases 1 to 684 code for a protein of 227 amino acids. The record is from RefSeq and is a predicted model, not a curated record. The transcript is spliced from 2 exons. Gene Ontology annotation, molecular function: structural constituent of chromatin; protein heterodimerization activity; DNA binding. Lineage: Eukaryota; Metazoa; Chordata; Aves; Gaviiformes; Gaviidae.
AUGGAGACAGGAGCCACCAGCGAGGGCCAGCAAGGAUGGCAAGGACAGGCGGGCGAGGCAGGCCGGGCACGGGAGGACGCAGCGUGGGGGCACCUGCGGGAGCAAGCUGCGAGCAGCAUGUCCGGAGAAGAGGAGGUCCGCACGGUGCCUGAGCAGGAGAGGGAGCCCGAAGCGACACGUUCCGGGGGCCCCUCCGAAGGCAGCGAAGCCAAGGCCAAAAAGAGCCGCUUGUCCCGGUCCUCCCGGGCCGGGCUGCUCUUCCCCGUGAGCCGCGUAGACAGGCAGCUGCGCCAAGGCCGCUUUGCUGAGCGCUUUGGAGCCAGGGCCCCCGUCUAUCUGGCUGCGGUGCUGCAGUGGGUGACGCACAAGACCAUGGAAGUGGCUGGCAAGAUUUCCAAGCAGAGCAAGCAGCAGCGCAUUUCUCCAUUGCACUUGCAGAUGGCGGUGCAAAAGAUCUCUGGGCUUAGGAAGCUCCUGCGAGGCGCUGUGCCCAGGGGCCGUGGCAAGGCUGUCCCCCAAAGACGGCGUGUGGCCUCACCCUCCAAAAAGAAGACGACCAAGAGCAAGAAGAGAUGCCCCACGCAAAGGGCUGCACCUGCCCGUGCCACUGCUAAAAAGCCAGACUUCUACAGGGUUCAAGUAGGAAUGGACUUACGUAUCUGGUUUAUUGAUGCUCAGGGUUAG